UUUUUUUUUUUUUUUUUGUCCUCCAAUGCUGCGACGCAUUAACCCUGCUGCUAUUGGGAUGUUCUCUGCUCAGCCUAUUGGCUGAACCUAGGAGCUGCUGUCUGCCAAUCGGGUGGUGGAAGGCAGACAAAUCUACCCCGCCACCAGCAAAAACGGCCUGUAACCCUUGCGGUGCCGGCCCAGCCGCGCCAGAGCUGGCGCCACGAAGAGAGAUAGGUGUCUCCAGCUGCUGUUGCCGUUUGGGGCGGGUCGGCUUCUUCUGCUUCCCAGGACCAGGUAGAGGACUAACGGGAAGCAGCAAUGCUCCGCAAGGUGGGAAGCUGGGUAGAAAUCUUCUGGGGGGCCACCCUUUUGUUCCUCAUUUGCCACCUGGGUUACGUUUGUGGGCAGAUCCGCUACCCGGUCCCAGAGGAGUCACAAGAAGGGACUUUUGUAGGGAAUGUCGCCCAAGAUUUCUUGCUGGAUACAGAGACUCUGUCAGCUCGUAGGCUGCAGGUUGCUGGAGAGGUGAACCAAAGACACUUCCGUGUGGAUUUGGACAGUGGAGCCCUGCUCAUCAAGAAUCCAAUUGAUCGAGAGGCACUGUGUGGACUCAGUGCCAGCUGCAUCGUGCCCCUGGAGUUUGUAACUGAAGGGCCUUUGGAAAUGUACCGAGCGGAGGUAGAGAUUGUGGAUGUGAAUGAUCACGCCCCCCGAUUUCCUCGGCAGCAGCUAGACUUGGAAAUUGGGGAGGCAGCUCCUCCAGGACAGCGUUUCCCCUUGGAAAAGGCUCAGGAUGCAGAUGUGGGGAGCAAUUCUAUCAGCAGCUAUAGACUAAGCUCCAAUGAACACUUUGCACUGGAUGUCAAGAAGCGCAGCGACGGCAGCCUGGUCCCAGAGCUGCUCCUGGAGAAGCCUUUGGAUCGAGAGAAGCAAUCAGACUACCGCCUGGUGCUGACUGCUGUAGAUGGAGGGAACCCCCCGAGAUCUGGCACUGCAGAGCUCCGGGUAUCAGUGCUGGACGUGAAUGACAACGCCCCAGCCUUCCAGCAAUCCAGCUACAGGAUUAGUGUGUUGGAGAGUGCUCCUGCCGGCAUGCUGCUCAUCCAGCUCAAUGCCUCUGACCCAGACCUGGGUCCCAGUGGUAACGUCACCUUUUCUUUCAGUGGUCACACCCCUGAUCGUGUGAGAAACCUCUUUAGCCUUCACCCUACUACUGGAAAGCUUACCCUUCAGGGGCCCCUAGACUUUGAGAGUGAGAAUUACUAUGAAUUUGAUAUUCGGGCUCGCGAUGGGGGUUCUCCAGCCAUGGAGCAACAUUGCAGCCUUCGGGUGGAUCUCCUAGAUGUAAAUGACAAUGCCCCCCACAUCACAGUGACCUCAGAGCUUGGGACUCUUCCAGAGAGCGCAGAACCUGGCACUGUAGUGGCACUCAUCAGUGUGCAGGACCCUGACUCAGGGUCAAAUGGAGACGUGAGCCUCCGUAUUCCUGACCACUUGCCAUUUGCCCUCAAGUCUGCCUUCAGGAACCAGUUCUCCUUGGUGACUUCUGGGCCCUUGGACCGAGAGGCCAAAUCCAGCUAUGACAUCAUGGUCACUGCUUCCGAUGCUGGGAAUCCUCCCCUGAGUACCCAGAGGAGUAUUUUCCUCAAUAUUUCGGAUGUGAAUGAUAACCCACCCUCUUUCUUCCAGAGGUCACAUGAGGUGUUUGUUCCUGAGAACAAUCGCCCAGGGGACCUGCUUUGUUCCCUUGCAGCCUCUGAUCCAGACUCUGGCUUGAAUGCACUCAUCUCCUACUCUCUCUUGGAGCCCAGAAAUCGAGAUGUGUCAGCUUCUUCUUUCAUCUCUCUGAACCCCCAAACAGGAGCUGUUCAUGCUACUCGAUCCUUUGACUAUGAACAAACACAGACAUUGCAAUUUGAGGUGCAGGCCCGGGAUCGGGGCAACCCACCUCUUAGUAGCACUGUGACAGUUCGUCUGUUUGUGCUGGACCUCAAUGACAAUGCCCCAGCUGUGCUGCGUCCUAGGGCCCGGCCUGGUUCUUUAUGUCCGCAAGCUCUGCCUCCAUCAGUUGGUGCUGGCCAUCUAGUCACAAAGGUCACUGCUGUGGACUUGGAUUCAGGUUACAAUGCUUGGGUUUCCUAUCAGCUCCUGGAGGCCCCAGACCCCAGCCUGUUUGCUGUCUCUCGCUAUGCUGGGGAGGUUCGGACGGCAGUUCCCAUCCCAGCUGAUCUCCCACCACAGAAGCUGGUCAUUGUAGUAAAGGAUAGUGGUAGUCCACCACUCUCUACCUCUGUUACUCUACUGGUUUCCUUGGAGGAAGAUACUCAUCCAGUUGUCCCUGAUCUUCGGGAAUCUUCAGCUCCAAGGGAAGGAGAAUCCCGCCUGACCCUCUAUUUGGCUGUAUCACUAGUGGCAAUUUGCUUUGUCUCCUUUGGCUCAUUCGUUGCACUACUGUCUAAGUGUUUGCGUGGGGCUGCCUGUGGAGUGACCUGCUUUCCUGCUGGCACCUGUGCCUGUCUCACCCGAUCUCGAAGGAGGGAGGGGCUUCCUCCUUCCAAUGGGAUCCUGCGAAUCCAGCUAGGGUCAGAUGAUCCUAUCAAGUUUGUUGAUGUGGGCGGCCACUCUCAUGGCUGUACACCCUUGGCUUCUGCACCCACUCGGAGCGAUAGCUUCAUGAUGGUGAAGUCACCCAGUGCACCUAUGGCAGGGGAGCCUGUUCGCCCAAGCUGCCCACCCUCUGAUCUUCUGUAUGGGCUAGAGGUGAGACCUUUGCAGGCUCAGCCAGUGCUUGAGAGUUACUCUGAUCCAAGCAUAUGGCUGGGUCAUGUCCCUGGGACUGUUGGUCUCUCUGCAAGAGCCCAUAGUGAGUGGUAACUAUGUCGUAGGUGGUGUGCUUUAGAAGUAUUUUGUGAAUAACCAGGAAGUUGUCACAGAUUAGUACUUGAGGUGGAUUAUGUACCUGAAGGUAAGAAAUGAAGGUAAUGAUCAAGAGCCAGGGUAUUGUGGAAGCAUGGUGCCAGAAUGUGGGAACGUAGAAGGCUAUCCUGUACAAGGGUAGGAUGUAUCAGGCAGUCACCUAAACCCAAGAGGUUGCUUUCUCUUCCUGAAUGAGGGGGGCAGGUUCUGGACUACCUUAACUCUAGGUUACCAUUUCCCAAUGAAUCUAGGGUGACUGCUGUAUUUGCCCCACAAUAUUAAGUACCUCCUAACCCACCAUAGAGAGAUCUCGCUGCUUGAAACAGCAGAGAGCACAAAGAGGGGAGAGCUGAAGGGGAAGUAGGGAGGCAUCAGGAUGCAAGCAGAGAUCUUUUAGUCCAAGUCUUCAGGAAUCCCAUUCAGGUUCCCACUGAGAUUUGAGCUAGAUGCAAAAGAAUUGGGGGCAGGGGAGCAUUACUUCUUUGGUGGGGGGAAAGCAACAUGUGAGUAAAAUCACUUCAUGUCAGAAAACUGGUUUACAGCUGAGGAACUCAGAGGCAGCCCCUCUGGAAGUCUUUAAGUAGACUUUUGAAUUGGUGCAACCAUAAAUUCUAGAGACAAUGCCUGGUUUCUACUCACUCUCCUGGGUGACCUGAAUCAGUUCCAGGAAUGUUCCCCCUACUAAAAGCUGUUAUGCUCAUUCCAUAGCUUAAGUCGGGGAUCUCAUAAAAGCUGAAUCCUGUAACCAUCAGCUGACAUUGAGAUUCCUCAAAGCAUUGAUGGAGAGUCAGAGCAAGGCUUUACAGGAUCCUAACAAAUGGUUUCUCUCACCUCAGCCAUGUUUGGCAGAAUGGCGUGGGUGGGGGGUGGGGGGGUUCACAUGGCUUUGCCUCCCCUGGAAGGACAAAAUUUUGUUGGUUUAACAAAGUAGUGGAAACUUCUAAAGUCCUGAGGGAAGUUGCUGGGACAGAACACUGAGAAGUUUUGUACCACUUUGUCUUCCCUGUUGAGAACCAUCUGAGCUGUCAAACUUUGCUGCCAAGGGGGCUGAAUCAACCUGCAGCAUGAAAUGAGUGGGGAGGUAGGAGGCUUCAUUGACACAGAUUUGCCUGUUCCUAAGGUUUCCAGGACUGAGGGGACUUCAUAAUUGGUUGAGAGCAGACAGACUUUUUGGCCAAUCAGACUCAGAGCAGAGGUGGGGGAUCUGCUCUUCCUGCCCACCUCUCCUCCUCCUGUUCCCCAGCUCCACUCAGAUUCAGUUCCCCUCCCCCCCCACCCACCCCCGCCAUUUGGUGACUAAGAAGAACUGCUGCAGGCAGACAUACCUCGGAGCAGUUUUUAAGAGGCUGGAAGGAGACAUAAGAGAUUUCAGCUGCUACAUUCCAAGACCUGGGUCUGCCUUGGAGACAGGACAGCACAGAGUCAGUGUCCAGGAAGGGACCUCUGGGUCAUGGGGCCCAAGACACCCCCACAGCUCGCUGGGAAAUGGCAAGUGCUGUGCAUGUUGUCGUUGUGCUGCUGGGGCUGGGUGUCCGGGCAGCUUCGUUACUCAGUGGUGGAGGAGUCUGAGCCGGGGACGCUGGUGGGGAAUGUUGCUCAGGAUCUAGGCUUAAAGGUGACAGAUCUGUUGAGCCGCCGACUGCGGUUGGGGUCUGAGGAGAAUGGACACUUUUUUUCCCUGAGCUUGAUGAGUGGUGCUCUGGCAGUGAAUCAAAAGAUUGACCGAGAGAGCCUAUGUGGAGCCAGUACAAGCUGCCUGCUGCCAAUACAGGUGGUGACUGAACACCCCCUGGAACUAAUCCGCGUAGAGGUAGAGAUCCUGGAUCUCAAUGACAACUCUCCUGGCUUUGCCACCUCUGAGCGAGAGAUACGCAUCUCAGAAUCAGCUGCGCUUGGGGCCCGAUUCCCACUGGAUAGUGCCCAGGAUCCGGACGUGGGCACCAAUACUGUGAGCUUCUACACUCUAAGCCCCAGCAGCCAUUUCUUUCUGAAUGUGAAGACCCUAAAAGAUGGGAAGCUAUUCCCAGAGCUGGUGCUGGAGCAGCAGCUGGACCGUGAAGCCCAGGCAAGACAUCAGCUGGUGCUCACUGCUGUGGAUGGGGGUAUCCCAGCCCGCUCAGGGACGACCCUUAUCUCUGUCAUUGUACUGGACAUUAAUGAUAAUGCUCCGACUUUCCAGUCCUCAGUUCUACGUGUGGGGCUCCCAGAAAAUGCACCCAUGGGUACACUGCUGCUCCGCCUCAAUGCCACUGAUCCGGACGAGGGCACCAAUGGCCAACUAGACUACUCUUUUGGAGACCAUACAUCAGAAGUGGUGCGUAACAUCUUUGGCCUAGACCCUAGCAGUGGAGCAAUCCACGUGUUGGGUCCCAUAGACUUUGAGGAGUCAAGUUUCUAUGAAAUUCAUGCAAGAGCCCGUGACCAGGGACAGCCAGCUAUGGAAGGCCACUGCAUGAUUCAAGUGGAUGUGGAAGAUGCCAAUGACAACGCCCCAGAGGUACUGCUAGCCUCUCUGGUCAACCCUAUCCUGGAGAGCACACCAGUGGGCACAGUAGUGGGCUUGUUUAAUGUGCGGGACCGAGACUCGGGGAGAAAUGGUGAAGUGAGCCUUGAUAUCUCCCCGGACCUGCCAUUUCAGAUUAAGCCUUCUGAAAACCACUACUCACUGCUAACCAGCCAGCCUUUGGACCGGGAGACCACAUCCCACUAUGUCAUUGAGCUACUUGCUAGUGAUGCAGGCUCACCUCCCCUGCAUGCACAUCUCACCAUCCGGCUCAACAUUUCAGAUGUUAAUGACAAUGCACCCUACUUUUCUCAACAGCUCUAUACUGCUUACAUCCCUGAAAACCGGCCUCCAGGUUCCCUUCUUUGCACUGUGGCUGCCUCAGACCCAGACACUGGUGAUAAUGCCCAUCUCACCUACUCCAUUGUAGGGAAUCAGAUUCAGGGAGCCCCAGCUUCCUCCUUUGUAUAUGUCAACCCUGAGGAUGGGCGGGUCUUUGCCCAGCGCACCUUUGACUACGAAUUGUUGCAAAUGAUGCACAUCAUGGUGGGUGUGCGAGACUCUGGCUCUCCCCCAUUGCACUCGAACACAUCUCUGCAUGUGUUUGUCCUGGAUCAGAAUGAUAAUGCACCAGCGGUGCUGCACCCAAGACCCGGCUGGGAACUCUCAGUCCCCCAACGUCUCCCUCGCUCUGCUCCUCCUGGCUCCUUGGUCACCAAAGUGACAGCUGUGGAUGCUGAUGCUGGCCACAAUGCAUGGCUCUCCUAUUCACUGUUGCCACAGUCUACAGCUCCAGGACUGUUCCUGGUGUCUGCACAUACUGGGGAGGUGCGCACAGCCCGGGCCUUACGGGAAGAUGACUCUAACACCCAGCAGGUUGUGAUCCUGGUGAGGGACAAUGGUGACCCUUCUCUCUCCUCUACAGCCACAGUGUUGCUGGUUCUGGAGGAUGAGGACCCUGAGGAAAUGCCCAAAUCCAACGAUUUCCUCACACUCCCUCCUGAGCGUUCAGACCUUACCCUUUACCUCAUUGUGGCUCUUGCAGCCAUCAGUCUCUUAUCCUUAGUAACCUUCACCUUUCUGUCAGCUAAAUGCCUUCGGGGGCACACAGAUGAGGAUGGGGGUGGGGGCCAGUGCUGUAGGUACCAGGACUCGCCCUCUCGGGACUUCUAUAAGCAGUCCAGUCCCAACCUGCAAGUGAGCUCAGACGGCACACUCAAGUACAUGGAGGUGACACUGCGGCCCACAGACUCACAGAGCCACUGCUACAGGACGUGCUUUUCACCAGCCUCGGAUGGCAGUGACUUCACUUUUCUAAGGCCCCUCAGUGUCCAGCAGCCCUCAGCGCUGGUGCUGGAGCCUGAUGCCUUCCGGUCCCGCUCUAAUACGCUGCGGGAGCGGAGCCAGCAAGCCCCGCCCAACACGGACUGGCGAUUCUCUCAGGCCCAGAGACCUGGCACCAGCGGCUCCCAAAAUGGCGAUGAAACCGGCACUUGGCCCAACAACCAGUUUGACACAGAGAUGCUUCAAGCCAUGAUCUUGGCCUCUGCCAGUGAAGCUGCUGAUGGGGGCUCCACCCUGGGAGGGGGCGCUGGCACCAUGGGCCUGAGUGCCCGCUACGGGCCCCAGUUUACCCUGCAGCACGUGCCGGACUACCGCCAGAACGUCUACAUCCCCGGCAGUAACGCCACACUGACCAACGCGGCUGGCAAGCGAGAUGGCAAGGCCCCCACCGGUGGCAAUGGCAACAAGAAGAAGUCAGGCAAAAAAGAGAAGAAGUAACGUGGAGGCCAGGCCAAGAGCCACGGGGCAACUUCCCUCCCCAACCAGCCCAGCCUCUCCGUAUCUGUACCCAGGCCUCAUAUUUUCAGGGCUCACCCCCAGAUACUGGUAGGGGUCCAGGCCAUGCUCCCUUUGAGAAACAGAAACAAGUGCCCAGUCAACACCCCCCUCUCUGCCCCCAAGGGAUUGAAUAUGCAAAAGGGAGUUCUGCUGGGAACCCCCAUCCAGUCAAUUGCUGUGCCCAUGGGGGUAGUGGGGUUAGUGUAGACACCAUUUAUCACACCCCCUUUAGUUACAGCUAAACUUUGCCAUCUUCCAAAUUCAAUCAGGCCCAUCCACAAUUCCCUGCCUCGCUCCUGUCACCCCACCCCCUCAGCAGCUCCUCUUUCUUGAAUAAGGUGGUUGGGGUGUUGAGGUACCUGGUGACCUAAAAAGGCUCGUAGUUCUGAAGAGUUGGAAGGGCGUCAUAACCUCUUGGCCUCUCCAGUUCUCAGACUGCCCCCAAAGCAUGGUUUGGUGCCCGUCCCUUCAUCUCCUUCCAGAGCCCAAGACCAAGCUCAAGUUUUGGCAGACAUGGUCACCAUUGCCAUGGUACUGACGCUUGCUGGAUUUAGGGAGGGCACUUUGCUACCGUGCCUCUUCCCAGCGCCCUUGGGACCAGUCUUUUGUUCUGUUUUUCAUUGUUUGAUGUUCCCGCUGCAUGCCGUGACUUCCCCCUCUCCAAACAAGAGACUUCAUUGCAUGUUCCAAGACAGUAUGGGGUGGUAAGAUAAAGAAGGGAAGGGUGUGGAUAUAGGGGAUGGACAAAGCUUGACUUGCCAGUUAUCAGGAUCUUGCAGAAGGCUCUGUGUCCCCAGGGUACUGGCCAGAUCCCCAAUUCCAGCCAUAAACCAAGUACCAGGCUGGACUCUCGUUUACCACAUUCAAGGCUUGCUCACUCACCUCAGGCAGUGAGCUUUGGGCUGAGCUAUUAGCACCAAUGGAUUUAAACUGGCAUUAUAGUCAAAGGAAGGUCUGAGGACGUUUGGGACCAGGUCCCCUGGAGAGGUAAGAGGGCCCUCUGUGGGUGCUGGGUACUCCAGAGGUGCCACAGGUAGAAGAAUCAGUGUGGCCCUAGCAGUGAGGCAGGGCCAGCUAGGCGGUUCUUGGUCCCUGGGUUGGGGAGGCAUGGAGCUACAGCAGGGACCAGGUGGACAGAAAGUCUCAGCCUAGGAUCCGGGCUUCUCCACAGGGCCCCUGCACUCCUCCAGCCUCUGUUCCUUCAUCUUGCCAGGUGCCAUUUCUUCUCCGUGAAGGCCAAUGCCCAGCCUCCCCCCACCCCCCACCCAGUCUGCUCCCUAGUGGCCAGAGCCUGGUUAAAGUCCCCCAGUGCCUCCUUGUGCAUAGACCUUUCUCUGCCCAUCCCCUUCUGCCCACCCCCUCCCCCAGGCCCGUACCUCCAGUGGGGCUGCGCAAGAACCCCACCCCAACCCUUACAGUAGUGUAGAGCCCCCUUCCUCUUUCGGCUGGUGUAGAAUAGCCAAUAGUGUAGUGCGGUGUGCUUUUCCGUGAUGGCGGGUGGGCGGAGGGCUCCGCGCAGCCAUCUGUCGUUGAAUCCGCCUGCGGCGGCCCGUGCUGUGUUUUGUGCUGUGUCCAUGCGCUGCGGUGACCCGGUCCCCUGUACUGACUCCUAUAAGUGCUUCUCUUCGCAUAGUCAUGUAGCUCCCCACCCACUCCCCUUCCUGUGUCUCACGCAAGUUUUAUACUCUAAUAUUUAUAUGGCUUUUUUUCUUUGAAAAAAAAAAUUAAAAGGUUUCUUCUGAAAGGUU
Messenger RNA from Leopardus geoffroyi (Geoffroy's cat), 8991 nucleotides. RefSeq names its product protocadherin gamma-C4. Bases 4349 to 7183 code for a protein of 944 amino acids. Gene Ontology annotation, cellular component: plasma membrane. Gene Ontology annotation, molecular function: calcium ion binding. The transcript is spliced from 4 exons. Gene Ontology annotation, biological process: homophilic cell-cell adhesion. Lineage: Eukaryota; Metazoa; Chordata; Mammalia; Carnivora; Felidae. The record is from RefSeq and is a predicted model, not a curated record.